Vittaforma corneae ATCC 50505 is the source of this 627-nucleotide messenger RNA. RefSeq lists its product as uncharacterized. Lineage: Eukaryota; Fungi; Microsporidia; Nosematidae. The record is from RefSeq and is a predicted model, not a curated record. The coding region runs from base 1 to 627 and encodes 208 amino acids. The transcript has a single exon. Gene Ontology annotation, biological process: endoplasmic reticulum tubular network organization. Gene Ontology annotation, cellular component: endoplasmic reticulum tubular network.
AUGGGCUCAGUCUUCUCCCGGAAACUCACGAUCAAAGACAAGCUCCUAAAUCUAGAAAAUGAAGUAAUAAAGAAUGAAUAUGAGCUAAAUGUGCUGAAGAGGCAGAGCUACUACUCAACUCUCUUUAUAUCAUUCUUCUCCAUUCCGAUUGCUUCAUAUUUUGCAUAUAUUUUUGAAAUUCCAUUGAUAAUAGCACUGGCACUACUCUUUAUGGCAUUGACAGGCCUAAUCUAUCUUCUAAAGACAAUAAAAAGGAAGAAAAUCGAAUAUAAAGAGAAAAAAUUGAGUGCUUUGAAACAGGAAAGGAAGAGCUUAAUUGAGCAGUGCAAAAGUGAUGUAAAUUUUUCAACAACAAAAUCAAUAAUCGAGAAAUAUGAGGAGGAAGAGAGCAGAAGUACGUUUUUCAAUCAAUUAAAGCGAAAAAAAAGGAGUGCGCUGGACUCUGUUACAGAUUUUGUGCUUGGAAGUGAUCCUUCAAACUUAAAUGCACUAAUCUGUAGAAAAUGUGGGGUUCAUAAUGGGUUGAUUGAUCCCAAAAACGAUGACUUUGCAUUUUUUCAGUGCUACAACUGUGAUUUCAGAAAUGAAAGAAGGGGCGGACAGAAGGACGAAAAGAGCGGAAUUUAA